AUGUCCGGUCAGCAAGUUUGCAGAUGCGUUUGCGACGUACUUGGAUUGGAAUUGAACGAUCCCGCAAACGACUGGACUCAGGGUCGCCUGAAGAAACUACAAAAUACCACUUCCACUUUGUACAACGUGUCACUGAAUAAGGUUAUGCUUAAGCAGCACGAGGAGGUAGCAAGAAUGCAUCUGUGUGCUUUCUUGGCCGCAGAAAAGCUUUCGGAGAAGUACGAACCUGAUCUGCGCUACGGAAGCGACAAGAUCCCUCUUGAACCGCGAAAAAUCUUGAAAAUGCUGGAAAUCAUGAGGACAUCCAUUUUGAGUGCGUCUCCUGUCAAGCGUCUGAGCUGGUCGCCAAGUUCGAAGACAGUUCGGCAAAGCCCUGUCAAAAAUGGUGGUCGUUUCACGGCCAUCGAUCCAAAUGAAAUGCGAAGACAGCUGUUUGGAACACCAACCAAAAGUGCUGCAGGGCAGAAGAGAAGCAGGGAAGCAACGUCAGAGGAAGAUCUUCUCGAAACUCCAAAACAGACGAAAACUCCGGGGACGCCUGGCCGUGACAACCAUGUGGGCAGUCCUACGCGUGCGACAAGAAGAAAACUGGUGUUCGAGAUGGACGACGAUACCGUUCACCAUGGGGCUCGAAAGAGUGAAAAUAUAGGUGACGAUGACGACGGUAGCGUGCAAGCGGAAGAGGAUAAGGAGGAGCCACAAGAUGAGGAAGAGGAACGCUCCUCUUCGCGGCCAAGCCCACGUAAAGCUCUUUCUUCACCAAAACGCCGCUUCAAUGCGCCAGAUGUAGACCCUUCCGGUGCCUCCAUAAGCCAACGCUCUUGUCUCCUUUACAAAAAAUACUACAAAGUGACACCCGCAGAGGUUAUAGAGCUGUGCAAUCAUUUUGAAAUCCCACGCGACGUUGCGUACCGAAUCCUGGACCAAUUCUUCGAACAUGCCACGUAUCUGGUGUUCCCAUAUCAACUUGUGUGUGGGCUCAUUUUGAAUUGUGCGCAAGUGAUAUUCAACGAACAGCGGCGCAAGGAUCCUAGGGUCACCGAGUAUCUAUACCAAAAAAUGUGCAUGUUGAUGAGGACCAACGAGCUUACGGAUAUCAAGGAAUGUAUGCAAAUAGUCCGCGAGCUUAUAGAUGGAGAAAAAUGGUUUCGGACGCUCAAGGUGGACCAUGACUACUACGACGGUGUUGCCUACGAAGAAGCUAUUGCGAUCAGGCUCGGGAACAUGCUUCAGAGACCUACUAAUGUUGCGUCCGAUGAACAGUUUGAGAUCUGGAAGCAUCGCCUGAUGACAGAUAUUUCCCUUAGAGAUGGGUAA
Messenger RNA from Lachancea dasiensis, 1317 nucleotides. Lineage: Eukaryota; Fungi; Ascomycota; Saccharomycetes; Saccharomycetales; Saccharomycetaceae. The record is from the annotation of a GenBank genome assembly.